This is a messenger RNA of Camellia sinensis, 1942 nucleotides long. RefSeq names its product Ubiquitin-conjugating enzyme/RWD-like protein. Gene Ontology annotation, biological process: protein transport; protein modification process; endosome to lysosome transport. Gene Ontology annotation, molecular function: ubiquitin binding. Gene Ontology annotation, cellular component: ESCRT I complex. The record is from RefSeq and is a predicted model, not a curated record. Lineage: Eukaryota; Viridiplantae; Streptophyta; Magnoliopsida; Ericales; Theaceae.
ACGUGAGAGAGACCGAAGAAUUAUCUAUUAUUAAAAAAUACAGCUACUUAUUCCGAAGAAUUGGUCAGAAAAUUGUCCAAAAUUUGCAGCUCUAAUCUACACGCUAAUCAAAUCUCUGGGUAAUUUCCGUAUGAAACCAGUAUCCACAACGACAGCAACUACACAUAAUUGAGUUUUUGGCUAAUUUUUGUUUGUUUUGACAGAAAGCAAUUUGUAAUUAAUGCUAAUAGUUGGAUUAGUGGUGUCACGCUGUGGAGGUGAUAAUACGGUGAUAUUAGUAAAAUUUUAGUCUUCAAAACUUAUUAUACAUAUACUUUUCAAAAGUGGAAUAUUUUCCGAUGAUUUCUGCUCACUUUCUAUUUCAAUUAUAAAAAAAAAAGACCCAAAAAUACGAAAAAUAUUUUUCUGCUGAAAGGGUAAUUUAAUCAGCACGGCUAAGAAAUAAAUAGGACAGAGAAGUCAACAAUGGUGACCUCCUUUUUAUAUUGAGAGGCCCUGAGACCAACCUCUUGCAACUUUCUACAUCUCAAUAACAAAAUCAUGGUUUGGGUUCAAAUUCUAACAAGAGUUCACUUUCAAUCCUUGGUUUAUUCUUGUUAAUUUACUUCCAAAGAUUGACUUGAACAACCCUCUCAAAGUCUUAUUCAAUGGGUAUUAAAAACCAAAGUCUUAUUAAAUUCAUUAAUGCCUAUCCAGCAAAUUUAAAUACAGGGUAAAGAUCUUCACCAUUCUGCAGAUAUGGCAUUACAAUCUUCAAUCAGAUUCAUCGACUCUGCACUCUUCUCCACUGGUCCUUUCGCUCUCUCCUACUAUGACCCUGACCAAAAAUGGCUAAUUCGAUCACACUUCAUUUCUCUUCUCCAAAACUUCCCUUCUCUCCGCCCUUCCACCGAUACUUUCACUCACAACGAUGGCACCAACGCCAACCUUUUGAAUGCCACCGGUGACCUUUUAGUCUCUCCCUCAACACCUGUUGUCCCUAUAACCAUUUGGGUCCAUGAAAACUACCCUCACAUGGCCCCAAUUGUUCUCGUCUCAUCAAACACCAUGUACCCAAUUCACCAAGACCACCCCUUCAUUGAUCCUUCUGGUCUCACCACAUUGCCUUAUCUCCAAAAUUGGCUCCACCCAAGAUCCAACCUUUUAGACCUUGUCCACAACCUUGUCAAUCUCUUUAGCUACAACCAUCCUUUCUACAAUUCCAAUGUUUUAAAAAUGGAGGCUAUGGACAAGCUCUCGUGUUCCCUUGUCUAUGACACAGUGGCUUUCAACGCUGAGACUGAGGAGGAAUUAGAGAGGUUAUCGACCCUCCAGGGCAAACUGGUGAAGAGAUUUGAUGUCGCGACAGGCAUGAUUAUCGGGCUUGAGGAUGAAAAGAUAGACUUGAAAAGGAGAGUGAUGGAGAUGACAGAGGAGGCUGAUGUUUUGAUGAAUUGGUUGAGAGUUCAUGACAAAAAUUGGGAUGAAAUGGGAGAUGAAUUUGAAGCUGUGGGUGAGGAGUCAAGGGCAGUGCUUGAUUGCUUGGCUAAAGAGAGGGCCUUGGAGGACUUGAUAUAUGCAUUGGACAAGGCUGUUGAGCAAGGGGUUGUGAGUUUUGACAUUUAUAUUGGGCAGGUUAGAAAAUUGGCUAGAGAGCAGUUCUUGCAUAGGGCUUUGGUAGUUAAAUUGAAGGGUCCUGAAAUGCUUACUUGGUCAGAUUGAUAUCAAGAUAGUACCAGUUUGGUUUGGAUUGAAUGCUUCCUUUUGAAACACACCAACACAAAUUUGCACACAUACUCUGUACAUAUAUGUUUUAGAAUCGAAAUUUUCUUUUGUGAUUUUCUGUUACGAUCUAGCUAUCAUAGUUUUUUUUAUUUAACGGUUUAGAUUUAAAAUAAAACAAAACAACGUCAAUUUGAGAUGUGAAUUUUUUUUGAAUAAAAUAAAAUUGUUGCCAUUUUGA